Messenger RNA from Saccoglossus kowalevskii, 1367 nucleotides. RefSeq names its product putative aminopeptidase W07G4.4. Gene Ontology annotation, molecular function: manganese ion binding; metalloaminopeptidase activity. The record is from RefSeq and is a predicted model, not a curated record. NCBI's taxonomy places the organism in Eukaryota, Metazoa, Hemichordata, Enteropneusta, Harrimaniidae. Gene Ontology annotation, biological process: proteolysis. Gene Ontology annotation, cellular component: cytoplasm.
GGAUAAAUGUGGUGCUGCAGCCACAGCUGGAUUCUUUAGAAUACUGUCUUUGUUGAAACCUAAAAACACUAAAGUUUGUGGAGUGAUGACAAUGGUAAGAAACAGUGUUGGCGCAGACUCGUACGUUGCUGAUGAGAUAAUCACCUCCCUUGCUGGUGUAAGAGUUAGGAUUGGUAAUACUGAUGCAGAAGGUCGCAUGGCAAUGGGUGAUCCAUUGUGUAAGAUAAAAGACCAGGCCAAGAAUGAAAUCAACCCACAUAUCUAUACCAUUGCUACCCUGACUGGACAUGCAAUUAGAACUGCCGGAGCUGCUUAUUCGAUUGUGUUGGACAACGGGCCAGCAAGACAGAUUAAGCAUGCUCAGUCUCUGCAAAAUGCUGGUCAUGAUGUUGCUGAUCCAUUCGAGAUAUCAACAAUUAGAAGAGAGGACUUUGAAUUUCACAAAGGUAAAACUGAAGCUGAAGAUGUAUUACAGGCUGGUACACAGCCUUCCAGUGCCACGUCUAGAGGGCAUCAGAGCCCCGCUGCAUUUCUCAUAAUGGCAUCUGGUUUGGAUCAGCAUGGUAUUGAUUCCAGUCAGCCUCUACCAUACUCACAUCUCGACAUUGCUGGUUCAUCUGGUCUCUAUCCAGAUACCGUUGUGACUGGUGCUCCCAUUGUGGCUCUAACAGCCAAAUACGUCUUACCAAUGAUGUAGGCAGUCUAGUCUUGCAAUUCGAGCCUUUCAACUCCAUCUCUUUUACCCAAAUCGAGAUAUACUGUAUCACAGUCAAUUCAAGUUGAGCCAUUGCAGCUUUAUUUUAGUAUGUAUUUUGUGAAAUUCUUUUUCUUGGCAUUCUAUCUACAUGAUAUCUUUUUUUUUCUUGUUUAUUUUUUUCCCUAUUCAAUACACCAGAUUCUAUUUUCUAAACGUGUUGAUUCAAGCAUAUUCUUUUUAAUCACAGUUUUGUAUUUAGUAUAACACUUUUACGCUUAACUUGACAAUCUUUCUGAGUUUUAUAUAGAAGGUCAUUCAAUGUAUACUAGUAUUCUGCAGGUCAGUUUUGAGGGUUGAACUCAAGUUGGUGUUUCUGACUCGUACGUGUUUCAACAACCCUUCACGGGUUUGGUUAAGAUACUCGGUAUGUGUCGUAUCUGCUGGUAUACAAAUAAUAUCACGUUCUAUUAUAGUAAACUUCGCGCAUUAAAUUUGUUUUUGUCAACUUGAAAACAGUUAAAUCAUCGCAUGGUAACACUUGUACAUGCAAACUUUCGUUUCUCGUUUUCAGUGACUUUAAUAUAUCAUGAACAUUUACACUCACAUUUAAUGGAUUAACUACAACUUCAAAAUCAAUGUAUCGUGAAUUAGACAGCAUUAUUAUCAGUAG